AUGAGUUCAAGUGAUGAAGAAGAUGAUAAAUUCCUUUAUGGAUCUGACACUGAGAAUGACAAUACUUCUACCGGAAAGAGAACUUUUGAUGAAGCAAAUGGUAACCAUAGUGACGUACAAGUAACGAAUAAGAAACCAAAAGUGUUAAGUGCCAGUACCCUUGACCUAAGUAAACCUUCUGAAACAUCGUCUUCUACAUCAGAUGAGGACUCUGAUGGUGAAGAAUCAGAUUAUGAUUCAGAUUUCGAUAUCGAAUUUAUUAUUAGUGCCGGUCCAGAUACUUCUCGACUGGAUUCAAUGGAUACUACUUCUAUCAGUACUGCAACUACCACUCCAAUACCAAUAACGACAACAACGACGACAGAACUACCUAAAAAUGCAAUCAGUGUGGCAUCUGAUGAAGUACUACCAGAUAAUCUAAUAGAGAAUGAUGUUAAAGCAGAACCAACACCAACAGCGACUGGUUAUUCAAUGGCAAAUGAUGAAUCAUCAACAAUAACUUCUGAUUCUUUGAAAAACAAUAAAACUAUGUUAGGGUCCAUUGACCUUGACAAAGAUGGACUAUUUGAAGGUGAACCAAUAACGAAUAUUGACCCAGAAGUGCUUCGAGAAAAACCAUGGAGACAACCAGGUGCUAAUCUAUCUGAUUAUUUCAAUUAUGGAUUUAAUGAAUUCACAUGGUUAGAAUAUUUGAAAAGACAUGAAAAAUUAAGAAUCGAAUAUAAUCCAAGAAGAAUCCUAAUGGGUCUUUUAUCUUUACAACAACAGGGAAAGUUAGAUCCCCAAAAUACAACUACACAAAACAAUGAUACCACUAAUGUUAACAACAACAUGAUACCAAAUAAUAUGUCACCACCUAAACAACAGCAAAUGACACAACUAAAUCAGCAAUCACAAAAGCAGCCUCCUCUAAUGCCACCAGUUGGGUUCCCUCCGAUGCCAAUGUUUGGAGGUUUCCCACCGUUUGGAAUGCCAAAUAUGAUGGCUCCAUUACCCGCUCAAUUUCAGCCAUCACAAGGUCUAAAACAAUCAUCUCCUCCAUCUCAAUUUCAACAACAACAACAACAACAGCAGCAGAAACAACCACCUCCAAACCAACAACAAAUAAAUAAGUAG
Naumovozyma dairenensis CBS 421 is the source of this 1116-nucleotide messenger RNA. It is a transcript of the gene FIP1, whose product is annotated as cleavage polyadenylation factor subunit FIP1. The record is from RefSeq and is a predicted model, not a curated record. The transcript has a single exon. Bases 1 to 1116 code for a protein of 371 amino acids. Gene Ontology annotation, cellular component: mRNA cleavage and polyadenylation specificity factor complex. Lineage: Eukaryota; Fungi; Ascomycota; Saccharomycetes; Saccharomycetales; Saccharomycetaceae. Gene Ontology annotation, molecular function: RNA binding.